Messenger RNA from Sphaeroforma arctica JP610, 1530 nucleotides. RefSeq lists its product as hypothetical. The transcript is spliced from 10 exons. Lineage: Eukaryota; Ichthyosporea; Ichthyophonida. Bases 42 to 1397 code for a protein of 451 amino acids. The record is from RefSeq and is a predicted model, not a curated record. Gene Ontology annotation, biological process: transmembrane transport. Gene Ontology annotation, molecular function: transmembrane transporter activity.
UUUGCAUACUUGAUCGCAGAACUAGACCGUAGACUCCAAGAAUGUUUGGUCUUAAUCACAAUGUCGGACUUACACUCUUGAUGACGACAAUCUAUUCCGUUGCGGAUAGUGUUUGGAACGGUACUGUUUUAGUGACGUAUCUAUACGAUGUCUCCGGUAACAGCAAUGCAGCUGUUGGAUAUGUGGAGGCUUUGUCAGGAAUGGCUAUGCUGUUCUCUGCCUUUCCAGUGGGCUACUUUGCAGACAAGGUCUCGAGAAGCCUCGCCAUAUCAUUUGGAGGCGUGGUGAAUGCUGUGGCGAUGGCUCUAACCGCAAUAUCGGUGACAGAUGCGCUACACGUGGAUGAGAGAACAAAUUUUUAUAUUCUGGCUCUGGGGAUGAUUGUAUAUGGCAUUGGUGGUGGCGUCAUUCAGGGACCAGUACAGGCUCUAUACGCAGAUUCGAUAGCCACGGGCGAGCGCACGAGGUGGUACACAAUACUCUUUGUAUGCAUGACGCUUUCUUCUGUUCUAGGACCGCUCGUGUCGAUCGCUGCGUUUCUGGUGUACGGAAACACAUGGAAGACAAGCCAACUCGUGUACGUUAUACUGGUGGGUCUGGCCAUGGAAAUCCCCGCCGUAGUCUGCUUGUUCCUCUUUAAGAACUCGGAAGCUUUGGGUGAAGAAGCUGCUAGUCAUACCGAGCAUGUGAAGCAGUCCGCUGAGAACAAAGAAAUGGAUGGCAAAGAAUCUGACGUUUGGGUUAAACCACAUAUGGUACCAUAUAUUCUCUUCGCGAAUGAGUUAGUGUCUUCGCUAGCCUCUGGAGUUACUAUCAAGUUCUUCCCGUUGUACUUCAAGGAGAACCGACACAUGUCUCCUAUUCAGGUGCAAGUGAUAUUUGCUCUCGCGCCCUUGAGCAUCGCACUUUGCUCGUGGGGCAUCGAAAAAGUCGCGAAAUCUAGAUUGGGACGUAUCAUGUCCAUGGUCGUGGCCAAUAUUGUGGGUGUCGUUUGCCUAGUGUUGAUGAUUGUACUGGAGCAGCACUUCCACAAUGUCGUGAUCUGUGCUCUGUACAUCGUCAGAACUGGCCUGAUGAAUUGCACUUACCCGAUACAAGAAUCUGUAUUAAUGGAUUACGUGCCUGUAUCUCAACGCGGGCGCUGGAAAUCGUUACAAAGCAUUUGCGCCGUCGGAUGGUGUGGGAGUGCUAUGGUGGGAGGUAUGCUGGCGGAUAAACAUGGCUAUGGGUUCAGCUUUCUAUUCACAGCUGCGUUUCAGUUGCUGGCUGUGGUGUUGUACAUUCCCUUACUCACCGUUGUCGGACACGAAAGGCGUCUAGUCGAAGAAGUUAACGAAUAUGACAGCAGGAACGCAGACAACGAACCCUUACUCUCAACAAGAGUUAUAGACGAGUAAGCAGCAUCAUUUACAUGCAUAUGUAUAUAUAAAGAGGUGUAGCUGUGGAUGCCCGCCCUUAUGGUGAUCGACUAGAUCUGACCCUCAGCAAAAACUAAACAGCAAUAAAUAUUAGUAAUUUUUCCAGUACCGG